UUAAGAAAAUUACCUUAAUUAUUGAUAUGAAUUAGUGCUUACAAGCAUUACUUGUUGAUUUUUCGACCAAAUAUGCUUCUGUUCCCGCGUUAACUUUGUGAACUUGCCAUGAAUGGACAUGGCUCGUCUUGACAUUUAUUAGGUCUGAAAAGAAAACAAAGCUAUAUUUUGCGUGCAAUACAACGGUUGAAAAUGUUUUCGAAGUCUCUAACCAGCAAGGAUACGUUCCUGGAGCAGACAAAAGCGGCGCGGGAGGAGCGGGCUUUGGAAAAGAAGCGAGAACAGUCUGCUAUUAAAAUACAAGCAAUUGUACGAGGAUGGCUGGCCAGACAUAGAUUCAUUAAACUUAUUUUGGAUGAUUUUGACAGACUUCUCCCAGAAUCAGCAAAUCAGGGGUCACAAGAUGAGUCCCAACCCCCAGAGCUUAUUCAGGCAUUGGAUGUAUACAGAGUGGCUUGUAGGCUGUUUCUCAUAUUCAAGCAGCAAAGAGAUAAAAAGAGAUUUGAGAAGCUAUGCAAGUAUAUAGUGCAGAGCUUACACUCUGAGUCAGUUAAAAUAUCUUAUGUUGGUGUUUUUCUGAAUAAAGAAUACAGUUUCAGAUGGAUAGCACAUAUAAAAGACUUGUUAUACAAAUGUUGUCAAUACCUAGAGGAAUUGAAACCCGAGUCCCCAAUAGACAUGCAGAGUAUACUCAUCCAUCUCCACACGCUCCUGGCGUUCACUGCUACAAACACAUGGGCAUUGACGAGGCUCAAAAACUUUGAGAAGCUCCGCGGUGGUAUGACACAACUAUGUGCCAAUGUUAUGGGCUCAUUAUUCCAUAGAGGCUAUUAUUUAACUUUGAAGUCACUUCUCCUUAGAGGUUUGUGUCGUGAGAAAGUCAGUCUGAAGAAUAUAUCACUGACGGCCAUUGUGACACUUGCACUGAGGCCGCUAGUGUCGGCACAGUUCUCGGAGAAGCUGCUCACCAUGUACAUCAUACAGAUACUGUCUGUACCAACAUUGGUGUUUCACAUGCAGCAGAUAUCACCUGAGUCUAUAGCAGCGUUCAGAUCACACGGGAUGUUCGACAAAUGUGUUGAAUUCCUGAGUGCGGAUCAGAACAUGCGCAUCGUGUUCAACACUCUGGAGGGCAACUAUGCGCUGUGUUUGCUCGCCAACCUCAUACAGCUGGCCUACUGCGAGAGAGAGCACGCUCAGCCCAACACAUAUUACCCCACUUUUGUGUUAGUGGUGAGUCGUUUCUUAGACUGUUGCCAGCAAUACGUAGUUUGCAAGAAGGGUAACUUAAGCAACUGGCAUCCCAUCCUCGGCUGGUUCGCACAAAGCUUCGAUGCGUACCUCCCCCCUGCUAUGGGGAACUUGAGGUUCCAAUUGUCCUUGUUAUGGGGUAUUCCGUUAUUGAAGAAGCUACUCGGGAGCCCUUUGAAGGACAUGCUCGAUGCUGGUAUCACGGGGGAGGAGGGGGCGGGACCUUCUCAACCCUCGACGCCGGUACAGAGUAGCAACCCCGCUUCGUUUAUUAGACGGGCCAUAGAAGCUAGGACUAGUAGAUCCAAUUCAAGCAAGAAUUUUAGAAAAUUAGGAUCGCCCGAUUGUACAAAAGUUGCACUCAUUUGCUCCAUGUAUCACACGGCGCUGCAAACUAUGUCGCAAGUUAAAUUAGAUAUAUUGACUGGUCUUUGCAACCAGGAUGAAAUACUCUAUGCAUUAUGGCAAUUCCUAUGCACAUUGGGACCAAACAGUGGACUGAAAGCUUUCCUUGAUCUCUUAGCUCUAAACACUAAAGCUUCGGCUCCGGAGUUUCAAAUGCUCAUUCUUUUUAGUGAUUGCAUGACGCAUUAUGUUACGAUAUUAGAUGACAUGGAAAUGUAUGAAAAGCAGGACCCUUUCAAGUUGCAAGACUUUGUCAACAUGUCGCACUUUCUGAACAUGUUCAUCUAUAAAUCCAUUAUAGGACAAUUAUUUGAUUUAAAGACGAUACAAAGCAACGAAGUUUUCGCGUCUUUACACACGCUGCUAUUGGCACUAUAUCGCCGCGACUGUCGGCGUGCGUACGCGCCCACGCAGCACUGGCUUGUACGAGAAAUACGCGAUUCGCAGUUCAUGGCCGACCUCGAGAAGGGCAAGAAGCCCCAGCAGGUCUUAGUGCAAAAGACACCUCAUAUGAUUGCUCAUGGCGAGAGGGUGCGGCUUUUCAGACGAGCAGUUGCGGAUGAAAAGGUGGUGCUAGGUCUAACAGAGCGCGCGUGCGGCGGGCGCUCCACGCUGGUGACGGUGCGGCGCAACCGGCUGGUGGAGGACGGCUACCGGCAGCUGGCCGCGCUGCCGAGCCGGGCGCUGCGCGGCGUGGUGCGCGUGCGCUUCAUCAACGAGCAGGGCCUGGACGAGGCCGGCAUCGACCAGGACGGCGUGUUCAAAGAGUUUCUAGAAGAAACCAUCAAACGUGUGUUCGACCCGUCCCUGAACCUGUUCCGUGUGACGAGCGAGGAGCGCCUGUACCCGUCGCCCACGUCGUGUCUGCAGGAGAACCACCUGCAGCUGUUCGAGUUUAUCGGACGCAUGCUUGGGAAGGCUGUUUACGAGGGUAUAGUGGUGGAUGUGCCGUUCGCGUCGUUCUUCCUGAGCCAGGUAUUGGGGCAGACGCAGCAAGCGCUCUAUAGCUGGAUUGAUGAGCUGCCUUCCUUGGACCGGGAUCUGUAUCGCAGUCUGACUUAUAUCAAGCACUUUCAGGGCGACAUUUCGACACUGGAGCUCACAUUCUCCGUGGACGAGGAGAGACUGGGAGAGAUUGUCACGCACGAGCUGGUCCCCGGGGGGAAAGCGAUACCAGUGACUAAUGAGAACAAAAUAAACUACAUACACUUGAUGGCACAUUUUCGGAUGCACACGCAAAUCAAAGACCAGACAAACGCUUUCAUCAAGGGAUUUAGAACAAUUAUCAACCCUGAAUGGCUUUCAUUGUUCUCUACUCCAGAGCUCCAACGUCUUAUAAGCGGCGACAACGUGCCGCUAGACCUGCGCGACUUGCGUCGUCACACGCAGUACUACGGCGGCUUCCACGACUCGCACCGCGUCGUGUGCUGGCUGUGGGACGUGCUGCAGAGGGACUUCACCGAGAACGAGCGCGCUAUGUUCCUGAAGUUCGUGACGUCAUGCUCCAAGCCUCCGGUACUGGGGUUCGCGCACCUCAAGCCUCCCUUCUCGAUCCGAUGCGUGGAAGUCGGUGACGACGAGGACACCGGUGACACUAUUGGCAGUGUCAUACGAGGAUUUUUCACAAUCAGAAAGAAAGAUCCACUCAAUCGACUGCCGACUUCCUCUACGUGUUUCAACCUACUAAAACUACCGAACUACCAAAAACGAAGUACACUGCGCGACAAACUACGAUACGCGGUAAACAGUAACACGGGCUUCGAACUUUCGUAGUCGGCUCGCGACUCAAAAGUAGUUAAUAUUUUUAAACACGAAUUUAAAAAAUGUUGUAGUUGAAUAUUUUGGAAAAAAAAUUACACGUUCGCACCCUUCACUUUUAAUUAUAUUAAAGGAAAACAUGGUGUUAGAUGUGCUAAAUUUUAACUGAAAAUAGUUUUGUAUAGAACCAAAUUGUCUUUGGCAGGAUUUAUGAACGCAUAGAGAUAAGUAGAAACAUCUCUAUGAAAAAGUGUUUUUCAAAAAGCGUUGAACUAAGGAUUAUGGAGGGAUCAAGAGGUUCUACUCUCCAUCAUCAAAUAUUGGAACUUAACUUAUAAUUGCUUAAUGUUAUUCAUACACGUAAUUGCUUGAUUUACUUGCACAAGUUUAAACUUGCAUAAUAACAACAACUAUUUAAUUUUUGUCAUUUUUUUUCUCUAGUCUCGUGAUAUGACGUAUUGCGCAUUUUAUAGUAAAAUCAUUAAUCCUGCGAAUUUUCUGACAGAUGCUAAUGUCACUUUGUAAAAUAGUGAUACCAUAUUUAUUGUCAUAGUGAUGUCCUGUUCUAUAUAGGUAAAUAAUAGUGCCUCAGUUCAUUCACUCUCAAAGAGGAAUUUUGAACAGAAAUUUCUAUCAUACCGCUUUGUGACAAACGGUUGAAAGAAAAAUUGUGUAAAUUAUGUAAUUGACCAAUUCUUAUCUAGCCUAACUAUAACAGAUGUAUGUAACUGUUAUUUAUUAAAAUUAUUUAUUAAUUUGGUUCAGAAUAUAUUGAGUGAGCCAUGUUCGUUCACUUUGUCACAUCACUAUUUUUGAUUUGAUACAAUAACAGAUAUAAUAACAGGUAACUGUUAUUUAUUAAAAUUAUUUACUAAUUUGUUUCAGAACAUAUUGAGCGAAUCAUGUUCGUUCACUCUGUCACAUCACUAUUUUUGAUUCAAUAAAAAAUUGUAUCACAGGAAACUUCAGUGGAGAUCGCAGAAUUCAUUAUUCGACUAUAGUGGUCUUAAUAGCGUAAUUUAUUGUUUACCUUUACAACCUGACACUUUUUGGCUAAAGGUGGUUCUCCUUAUCUCUCCUCUUUAAAUGGAUGUCCAUAUACAAUGAACACUAAGAAUUAUGGACCACCUAAUGCUAGUCACAAACGGUCAAUUAUUCUCACGUUUCUGUAGCACUAUUAUUAUAGUAUACUAUUAUAGACUAUAAUUGAUCAUGUGUUGGUCACUGCGUACAUGACUUGUAUAGUAUGCCGCGUGGGUACUGCCGUUUGCUUUUCAGAAAUGUAAAAAUGAUUGACCGUCAAUGGCGAUCUUAACGUUAAGUGGUAUAACUAUCGUCUAUACAGCAACAUUUCGCAUGAAAACCCUUUAAGAACAUGUCCUUUGCUGCUGGGUAGUAGAAAUAAUUACAGUAUCAGCCCCUGUAGCCAAGUGGCACGUCGAUGAUCUUUCUACGAUCGUAAACGCUUCGAAAUCUAGAAAAAUGUAUAGGAAUCGAGAUCUUGAUCCCGUUGUAGCGUUAUCCAUAUAAAUUUUAUUCUAUAAUCAUUAUUAGCGUAUCCACAUUAAUAUUUAGUUCGUAGAUUAUCUAUAAGUUUACAACGUACCAAAUUGCAAGUCAACAUGUGGCGCGCACAUGUCGAUACUAACAACUCAAGAACACAUUAUUAACCCAAUAUAUUAAGUAAUAUUAAACCAGUUGAACAGUAAACGUCGAUCAAUAAACACACUUGUCUUUGCCCCCUUACCUUCGAACCACACACGGCAAAGCGUGACCUGUCGAUAGCAAAUGUCAUUCCUAUACAUUUUUCUAGUUUUAAGGAGAAUCGACGUACCAAUUGGCUACAGGGGCGGAACUUCCUCAGAAGUCAUUAGUCUCUCUAUGGAACUCUGUUACAAAAAGCUUCAGGGCUAACCUUAGUGUUCAUUGUAUAAAAAUGAUAACGAAACGCUUUCACUAAAUUAUUUACGGUAAUUUAAUAGCACUGUUAUUUAUCUGUUUUAUCAAUUUGCACACGAUUUUUAUAGAAAUGGCAAAACAGUGAACUCCAGUCCAAAAUUACUAAUACGUGUACAUAGACAAUAACUGUUUAUUGUAAGUUGUUCUCUGUAUAAAUUAUGUAUAAGGGUCAUAGCUCAUUAGAUCCACCCGCCACCUGCACGACAUUGUUGUUCUUAGCAGAGAUCCUGCUUUCCGAACCGGUGGUAGAACUGCUAGAGUCAAUAUAAACAGAUAGACCUGACGUUUCAAAAGUGCUUCUAAAUCAAGCCUACUUGAAUUUCAAGCAAAUGAAAUUUGUUUGGCGUCCACAUUUUUCUAGUCAGGACCUCCUAACUAGAACACAAACACGAAGCUUAACAUGCAUCCUCGCUGAAUUAUUAGCGGGUAGCGCGAUGUCUACUUGCAGUCAACGUAAGGCAAGUAUGCAAUUGGACCCCACAUCUACUGCAUUACAGACUAGCUGACGCCCCGCGAUUUAUAUAGUUAAUACGGGGAUAAAAGAUAGCCUAUGACGCUCACAUGUAACGUUGUUUACGAGUGGUAAAAGAUCUUUUCGAAAUUGGUUAAGUAGCUCCAGAGAUCACCCCCCCUAGAACCUCACACACUUUACCUCUUUACAAUAGUAGUAUAGAUUUGAUGUAGUGAGCGAAGUCCAUAUAAAUAAUUCUAACCGUACGAGUCAGGCCGAUGUUUGCGUGCUGUGUGGCUCUAAUGCGCUAUAACCUUAUUAGGGUAUUCUCUAUAUACAGUACGCGUUACUCUUUAGGUUUUUAGCUGGCCAGAUAAAGCGGUCUGAAUCUUGAGCCGCUAUUUCCAUAAAUAUUUAUGUAUCGCAGUUAUUACUUACAACCAUUGAACAUUUUCUUACAACAGAUUUUAUUAACAUUAUUAUAUGUAUCGACUUAACUUGUGACUGCGAUCUCACUAGUUGUUAAAUGACGUGCGGUAGGUACAGAAUGCAGUGUGGUAGGUACUCGUAUUGACUGAUACAUUUUAUUACCAUAAUAAACUGCUAUUGAUAUUCUAUUUAAAGAAGUAGGUUUGGUCUUGUAGUAGUAAGGGAUCAGCACAAACGCAUCUGAGUUUGUAAACUAAAGGAACGUUAGCGUAACAGUAAUACAUUGUUAAAUUAUUUAGAGUAAUACAGUGCAUUUUUGUGCUUUGCUUCAGCUCCUUUAAUUUUACACACAAAAAUUCUCAUCUUUACCUGCACCCAACUACUACAAAGAAAGCCACUUUUCGAAAAUAAAAUAUCUAUGUUUUUGCUCUAGUGAAUAGUUGAUUCGGUUCAAUUUGGGUCACAUAUUUGUCACAAAUUAAAGUCUAUUUUACACAUCAAUAUCUACACACAUAUAAGACAAACAGCAUUACAGUUGUAUAUACCACUAAUGUCUACUCUACACCAUCAGUCAUGAUGGACAAGAACAACAUUGGGCACGAUUGACAAUAUAGUUGCUCAGCUCUCAUGCUAAUUUUUAGGGUUCUGUAGUCCAUAACAAGAGCUUACAAUGUUUUCAUAUUGCGACGAUCGCGUAAACGCGAAUUUCUAAGGAAUUAAAACAAUUGUGCAGUUUGUUAAAACUGUAUCAGUAUUGUUAAAACAAUAGCUGGCACUAAAUUUCUUAGAAAUUCGCGUUUCCGUUUACGCGAUCGUCACAGUAUGAAAACUAUCACUAGGCACUCAGUUAUAGUUUCGCCAUGUCCGUUUGUCUAUCGGUCUGUCCGCGGCUUGGCGGAGAGACUGUUACUACUAGAAAGCUGUAAUUUAGCAUGAGUAUGUUCAUAAUGUAUGAAAACUAUAACAGCUAAGUAUUUAUUGUCGAUAAUUGUAAUAUAUUGUCGACCAACCUAAUAAACGUAAUGGGAUUUUGAAAACUGCAUGCUAAAUAAUUUUAUGUACUAUUCUUUCGUACAUACCGUUUUGUGCAUACGUGCGAGCAAGACGCAGAGAUUUGUACACUUUUAUUUUCGACGUGCAGAAUUCGGUUGAAACACGUAUUUUGUAAAUUAAAAAUAGUUGUCUGUAUUUUGUUGUACAUAUAGAAACAUUCACCACUAUUUUGGGCAUUUUUAAACUUUUAAACUCACUAGUUUUUUAUAUAUAUCUUGUAAAAAUAAACAUUGUAUGGAUUUUUCACAUAAUCAAAUUUAAAAUGUAUGUAUUUUAGGAUUUCAAUUAUUUUUUGUUAGCCAUUAAUUAGAAACCAUGUAGAGACUCAUUUUGUGUUAGAUUGAGAGCCAGACCUUCGUCGUUUUAUAAAAUAACUAGCUCACGCCGCACGGUUUCACUCGCGUGGUUCCCGUUCCCGUAGGAGUACGGGGCUAAUAUAUAGUCUAUAGCCUUCAAAUCAAAAUUAUUGUAAACUAAUAUUUUACACUAUCUCCGAGUGCUAUAUGCUAUAUUUUACCCCUUUAUUCCUAUGGGAACGAAAACUACGCAGGCGAAUUCGCGAGGUUCUGCCAUUUAAAUAUAAAUAAAUUACGUCUUAUAUUUGGCCAAUUGAGGGUUUGGAUUUGGACCCCUGAAACUUGUUACCUACUAAAGCCCAAACUUCAUAGUUCCCUACCGUGCUUACCUAUUAGGAACAUGAGUUGACAAACCUUAGGUUUUCAGUAGCGUCUCAUGUGCUUUGAAUCUGCAUUUUAUGGAGACUUGCUCUGGGCAGAUACCAGUGAAAAUAAGAUAUGUCAGCUCGCUCUUUUUUAUUCCCUUCACCAAAAUAUCAAUAUCACCCUCAGACCAAUUAUUGUAUAGGACCUGCCUCGCUAGACGUGACAUUUCUGUCAAAGUAUAUGAUCAACGAUCUAAUGCGAUUAUAAAAACUGUCUCUAUAAAAUCGAUGUUAAAUAAUUGUAAUCGUGUUCGUCGGUUAAAGAGCUCUGUAAAAAUACCCUUUUGUGUAAUUGAGUUGUGUAAAAAACGGGCAAAAACUUCUAGUUUAGUAUAAGAUAUAUACCAAAUCUAAGCUCGUUUUCCUCAGAAAAUGACAGACAAUUUUGUUCGUGAUUAUGAGUGCGAUACAGGUCCUUCUAUAAUUGGUCUGAGAUAUCACCUGAUGAUAAUUGAUGAUGUAAUUUUAAAAUGAGGAAGAUGUAGCCAUCACUGGCCAGCAUGAGCUGAAAAGCUUUCAGCUGUUAUAAAAUGACGAAGACAUCACUGGCUCUUAUUACAUGUUUGUAUCUAACGAAAAUCUAAAUUAGUACAAAAUUAUUUAAUACUUAAAAGAUCCUCAAUUUAUUUUUCUAUAUAGAGUGUUUUAUUUUUGUAAUUUUUGUUAAUAAAUCGUGGUAGUGAUUCAUAAGAGAUUCUGUAAAUAUUGUAUACUUAUUUUGUGAACAUGUUUGAAGUUGUAAGGGUGGUACUUUUAACUGGAGCAUUGGAGACCGGUAUUCAUUAUCACUAUAGGCAAACUGUAUAUCUCAGUCCUCGUCCGCAAAGUACAGUGGUAAGACGACGAAGAAGACGAGGUAAGAAGAAAGCUAGUGAGGGACUGCAUUAUAAAAGGACCUGCCUCGCUAGACGUUACCCCUUUGUCAAGGAUCAAGAAUCAACGCAAUGAUCAAACGCGUUUAUAAAAACUGCUUCUAUAGAAUCGAUGUUUCAUUGAUGUAAUCGUUUUCGUCAUGUUAAAAGCUCCUUAAUUUUGUAGUUAAAUGGCAAAAAAAAACGGUGAACAACUUGGAAUUUACUAUAAGAUGAAAAAGAUUACUAUAAGAUGAAGUUACGUUGCAUUUGGAAGUAUUUCUAGGUUAAAUGAAUCAAAUUUACAAUAAAAAAGAAUCGAUUCUUCAGCCAAUCAAUUGGUGUUGAAUAUUUUCAAUGUGUGAGUUUACCUCAUCCCCAUCAAAAAAUGACAGACGAUUUUGUUGGUGAAUUUGGGUGUCUAGUCCUUAUGUAUUUAGUCUGAGGGCUGAAGAGAUAUUCUUCAUUCUUUACCAGGCUCGCGUUAGGUAAGGUUACUUUCGCUCCCCUCUUCGACCUUCGUCAUAUUCCGCAUGCCUUUACCGCGCAAACUAGGACUGAGUUUUGCGACUUGCCUAUACAUUCUGAUAAUGAUUCUUAUAGAAUCCACCAAUCCACAUAAAUGCAGCGACGUGGUUCUUAGUUAAAAAAUGUCCUACUAAAGGCCAUCAAAAAGGUUAAAAUAAAAUAGCAACGGAUUGUUGUACCAUUGCAAUUUAAAAGUCACCCUACCAACUUCUCUGGUAUAAAGUGUUUUAACGGCACUAAUUUUAUAGUACAGCCAAAAGGCACAUAUAUCAUGUAAUCAAUAUGUAGAUUAAUUUGUACAUACAUUUACUUUCAUGUAUAUCAAUUGUGUAUCGAAGCUAUAUUUUACUUAACCAGAAUUCAGUGUGUAUUUUCCAUGUAUACCCUUUAACGCACAAGUCUGAUAUGUUAUGUGUAAAGAUAUGGGACUGGGACAACUCCGGCGUCAUUGGUGGACAUUUUGUCUAUUUCUAGAGACUCGAGAGAUGUUCGUUUGGCCUUAGAUGUAGUGGUAAAAUGUACAUACCAAACGCGCUUGUGUGUAUAACAUGAUAGUUCGUUUCGUUAAAGAACACUCCUUCAGUUUCACACAUCAACGUUUGUCUGCACUCCUCACUUCUACAUCCAAAGUCAAGUGGACUUCCAAAAGUAGACAAAUCAUACUGAGUUGUUAACGUGGCAUUUUACUAAGGAUGCAUGGUUUUCUAUACUGUAACCGGUUAUCUUUAUCAAACGGCACAUUAACUCCAAAAGAGUCCAUACAGUUUAAUAUUUAAAUAAUCGAGCUAACAAAUGAAAAUUAAAAAAAAUUUAAUACCCUCUAACAGUUAUGAACUUUCAUGUUAUCAAGAAUUGCUCCUUUCGUUAAGAAGUAAUGAUGCCACAGACACUUCAAUUUCAUAACGAUCCCCUUUUUAAGUCGUAGAUUAAUUAUCAAGAAGAUAGUCAAGGACUUGUUAUUUGAUAAAAGCUGAAAGUUCUAGAAUCACGGAUCGUGGUGGCAGAUUUCCAGGGGUCCAGACCCUCGGCCGUCAAGUGCAAAGUAAAAUUUUUAUAUUUUCCUCUGCAUAAUAUAGGAAAUUAUGGCCCCAGUAAUUUAGCUCCGUAAUCUACGACGUAAAAACGAAAAUCACAGAGAUCAAACUUCAAGAGUCUCUGACGAAAGGUUGCUUUGAAAAGAACUCCCGUUGAAGGUAUUUUGUCAAAAAUGUAUAGACGAACAUAAUAAGCAUGCGAAGUAAAGUUAGAUUUUCAGAAAUGUAUUCAUGCUCGUGUAAAUAUAUAAUAAUAAAUGUAUCUAAUGUAUGAAAUUGGAACGGGCGGGCAAUUUUAACUAAUCACCGAAAAGCUUGGCGAAAUAAUAUUAUCUACUAAAAUGUACCAAGACUAUACCAGAUGAUUUGUGGUGAGGUUCUUGUAACGAAAAUAAAUAAAAAUAUAUCAAAUUUACUGGUGAACAGAACGAUUUAGACAACGUUAGGCUUUAUCAAAAACAGCCCAGCAUAUUACAUAAUACACAAUACAUUAUAUUUACAUUACACACAAGUCAUGACUUUUGUAUUGUAAUGUAUUUAUUGUGUAUUUAAUUUUAAUAGCUAAGACUUUCAUUUUGAUACUAACAUAAAAGACUACUUUUUUCUUUUUAUCAAUCUGUUUUUUCAAAAUUACAAAUAUGGGUGGAAAGACUUUAACUUAGAGGAGGUAAAUUACAAAUACUUGUCCAAAUAUUCUUAGCACAUUGAAAUUGAGACUUUUUAUUUUUAAAUUUCUUUAAUUAGAUUUUAUAUAUUUCUACGUUGUGUAGGUACAUUAACCACGCCUAAGUUUCUCAUAUUUGUGGUAUACAGUACUUAUAAACAAUACUCUAUAAGAUAACGUGAUACAUAAAACCGCCAGUUUAUUUCAAAUGUCACCAAAGAAUUUUUCCAUGAUCUCCUUUGGAUUAAGACUUCAGCAUAACGUUGAAUGUGUGCUUUGAUUUAGUUUGGAUACUUUAUUCGUCUUAUUGAAAAAUGGAAAUGUAAACUUUUAACCGCGUAUGAAGGCAAAGAUGUUGAAUAUUUGACGAAAAAAUAUUAAGGAAACCAUUUUGCGUUGUCAGUAGUAAGACUUUACUUAUAGGUUAAGCAAAGAAAUGCAAAAACACAAGUAUACGAUCGAUAUAUUGCACAAGUCUGUAUUUGUGUAAUGUAAUGUAUUGUGUGUGACGCGUACAUAUUGAAUAUUCAACCUGUGUUAAAUUAUUUAGAAGGUAUACUUAAAUUUAUCUUAUCGCACGAUAUAUUACAAUUCAUUACACAAGUCUGUACCCGCCCUUACAUUGACAAUAUUUGUUAGCGUCUACACUGAUUCAAACACAAAUGUAAACAUAAACACCAAUAAAGUAUAGGCCAUUGUUUACAUUUCGUACUAUUUAACAGAAAAACUGUUCUUCUAAGAAUGGGAGGUGUGAUCAACAUCCGUGUCUACUUUAUUAGUACGUGUUAUAUGUAUGCGAUGUUGUGUUCACACAAAACCGUAUACUUGGAUCAGGGUAUCCGCUUAUAUCUAGAAGUUUCGUGUAAUAAAGGACGAAGAACCGGUCUUCUUCCUUUGGUUGGGUGAACUGCGAAGCGUAACUUAAUAUUGAGGUCGGCCUUCAACGCAAUUGAAACUGAAAACGUUAUGGAUAUUCUCUUAAGGGUUUUUUCUGCCAAAAGAAAUCCUUCUAAAUGGUAAACACUAUUUUUUUUAAAUGACUAUUGUACAGACUUAGCUCUAGUUUGCAUAAUUGUGUUUCUAUCGUCGUUACGCACCGCGGUUGUGUGGAUACACCCUUACAGCCCUUUUACAUCGCAAUCGACAACGCAACGGUCGUGUAUUGACUCACUAACCCUGACGUCUCUUCAAGAAGUCAGUCUUAUGGGAGGCGCUAUUGGAAAGUUUCUCUCUAGCAGAGCGACGUUCGUCCAAAACUCUCCAGAGACGCAUAAAUAAACCAUUGAAAGUCGCGUCAGCUCAACAUAUUAUUUUACGCUGGGUUAGCGUUGCGAAGUCGCGGUAUUUGCGUGAAAACCUCGUGAAGGGGCUUGUUAUGUCUUGGCCGCUGUCGUAAUUUUCUCGACAAAAUUCGUGAUAGCACCGCGGAAGCGAUAUACCUGCAACUUUUCUCCAAACGCUAUUCGCGAAUAAUUGACUGCACACAUCGCGGAUAACGCGAAUAUUCAUCGUAUCGCUAUGAGUGCGGCCUAGGCAUUAGUGUAACGUAAAACGAAUUAAUUAACCUUCUAAAAUCACUCAAUGUUGUAUGUAAAAAUGUAGUUAAAUUUUAGAUAUAUUUAUAUUAUACUAAGAAAGUUUUACGUUCUGUUAUUGUAAUUUGAUUUAGUGCAAUCUUCUUUUCGUCGUCUGUAAUCAACCUUAUAUUAAAUUUUAAUGUUGAGCAAAAGGAUAAUACGUAUUUUGUAGUGGUGUUUCCAUUUUCACUGUAAUGUAAGGGUCUGUUCUGGACUGAUGGACACUAGAUUUGCACGAAUAGUUAAAAACCUAUAAAAAGCUUUACCUAUAGUAAUAAUAUUCCAUAUAUUACUUAGUUCAAUAUAUAGGUUAUUCGUUAAGUCGGUGUCUUUCAGAAGAUAAAGUCAACCGAGGUUAUUUGGCAUAAGUAGAUGCGUUAUACGCACGCAAAAAACGCACGCGUGUUAGGUGGCUUUUAUUUUCUGAAAGCGACUGAGUUAUGGAAUACAGACAGGACACCAUCCAUACAUGCCCAUGGUAACGCAUUAGCAUUAUUUAUAUUAUGCCUACCGCUACCCGUAAAUUGUUGACUAUUUAUAGUGAACAAACGAUCGUUUAUUGAAACUUGUUGGCCAUUGUUUUGCAAUUCUAUGAUUUCUAAGCAAACCAAUCAAAACCAAUCAAGACCACUUUUCAAAACUCUACCCCUAAAAAUUUAGGGUUAAAAGAGGGUUGCAGUUUUAGAUAUAAAUCGUUAUAUACUUAUUCCGCUCGUGUAUAAUAUAAUUAUAGACUACACUAUUACAGCUGUGAUUUUUUACAGUACCUUCUAAACAGAAAUUGUGAAUACAGAAAAAGUGAAUUCUUACAGAAUCUUAUAAUUAUAGGGUUUUAACUCGUCGCAAUGAAGUUUUGUCAAGAGCUCCAUCAGUCCGGGAUUGAUUACACUAUUUACUAAUAUUCUUAUACUAUUUAGAUCAUUGUAAGAAAUAUUUUGUACUAGCCACUUAAAAUAAUAUGUUGUAUAACACAAUGUGAUUCUCUGUGAUAAAACAAUUGAUAUUUAUAAA
Messenger RNA from Bicyclus anynana (squinting bush brown), 13692 nucleotides. RefSeq names its product ubiquitin-protein ligase E3B. Gene Ontology annotation, biological process: protein polyubiquitination; ubiquitin-dependent protein catabolic process. The transcript has 19 exons. Bases 193 to 3429 code for a protein of 1078 amino acids. The record is from RefSeq and is a predicted model, not a curated record. Gene Ontology annotation, molecular function: ubiquitin protein ligase activity; protein binding. Lineage: Eukaryota; Metazoa; Arthropoda; Insecta; Lepidoptera; Nymphalidae.